UAACGUGGAAGAAUUGUUGUGCUUUUUUUUUUUUUUGCGAGCUCUUUUCGUAAAUGACCACCGGCAGGAACAACCGGGCGAUGAUGGAAGGAGUGGGAGCCAGAGUGGUCCGCGGACCCGACUGGAAGUGGGGGAAGCAGGAUGGUGGAGAGGGGCAUGUCGGCACCGUCAGGAGUUUCGAAAGUCCAGAAGAAGUGGUCGUUGUUUGGGAUAACGGAACUGCUGCCAACUACCGCUGCUCUGGAGCUUACGACAUAAGAAUAUUAGACAGUGCUCCAACAGGUAUCAAGCAUGAUGGAACCAUGUGUGACACCUGUCGUCAACAGCCAAUCAUUGGCAUUCGCUGGAAAUGCGCAGAGUGCACCAAUUAUGACCUCUGCACAACCUGUUACCAUGGAGACAAGCAUCACCUGAGACACCGAUUCUACAGGAUCACCACCCCAGGCAGCGAGAGAGUACUUCUGGAGUCACGUCGCAAGUCAAAGAAAAUCACAGCCAGAGGGAUCUUUGCUGGUGGCCGAGUUGUUAGAGGAGUGGACUGGCAAUGGGAAGACCAAGAUGGAGGCAAUGCGAGGAGAGGAAAGGUGACGGAGAUCCAGGACUGGAGCGCCGCCAGCCCUCACAGCGCCGCCUAUGUGAUCUGGGACAACGGGGCCAAGAACCUGUACAGGGUCGGCUUCGAAGGAAUGUCGGAUUUGAAAUGUGUCCAGGAUGCCAAAGGAGGCUCGUUUUACAGAGACCAUUGUCCUGUUUUAGGUGAGCAGAAUGGAAACAGAAAUCCGGGUGGUCUUCAGAUCGGCGACCUGGUCAACAUUGAUUUGGAUUUAGAGAUCGUUCAGUCCCUCCAGCAUGGCCACGGGGGAUGGACCGAUGGCAUGUUUGAGACGCUCACAACCACAGGCACCGUGUGUGGCAUCGAUGAGGACCAUGAUAUUGUGGUUCAGUACCCCAGUGGGAACAGAUGGACGUUUAACCCAGCAGUGCUAACCAAGGCCAACGUAGUGCGCAGCGGUGAAGUUGCAGCCGGAGCAGAAGGAGGAAGCUCCCAGUUCCAUGUGGGAGACCUGGUCCAGAUCUGCUACGACAUCGACCGCAUCAAGCUGCUCCAAAGAGGGCAUGGCGAGUGGGCUGAGGCCAUGCUGCCGACCCUGGGCAAGGUGGGCCGUGUGCAGCAGAUCUACUCUGACAGUGACCUGAAGGUCGAGGUUUGUGGGACUUCCUGGACGUACAAUCCUGCGGCUGUCACCAAGAUCGCCCCCUCCGGCUCUGCUGUCAGCAAUGCCUCUGGAGAGCGUUUGUCUCAGUUGUUGAAGAAACUAUUCGAGACGCAAGAGUCCGGGGACAUAAACGAGGAGCUGGUCAAGGCUGCAGCUAAUGGAGACCUGGCUAAAGUGGAGGAUAUUUUGAAGAGGCCUGAUGUGGAUGUGAAUGGACAGUGUGCGGGACACACUGCGAUGCAGGCGGCCAGUCAGAACGGCCACGUGGAUGUCCUAAAACUGCUACUGAAACACAAUGUAGACCUAGAGGCUGAGGAUAAAGACGGAGACCGGGCGGUGCACCAUGCGGCGUUUGGCGAUGAAGGCUCCGUCAUCGAGGUGCUUCACAGGGGUGGGGCUGACCUGAACGCCAGGAACAAGCGAAGGCAGACCCCGUUACACAUAGCGGUCAACAAGGGCCAUCUGCAGGUGGUUAAAACCUUGCUGGAUUUUGGUUGCCAUCCUAGUCUUCAGGAUUCGGAAGGUGACACACCUCUGCACGAUGCAAUUAGCAAGAAAAGAGAUGACAUGUUGUCAGUGCUGCUGGAGGCCGGCGCAGAUGUCACCAUCACUAACAACAACGGGUUCAAUGCCUUACAUCAUGCUGCCCUGCGAGGAAACCCCAGGUAUGUGACAGUUUUCUGCAGUAUAACGGUUGUAGCGCGAGUAAUGAGGAUGUAUUUAGGCGGGCUGUGAGGAGGAGGUUAAAUCCUCAGGAUAUCACUAAAUGCUUGAUGCUUUCGAUAACAGCUGGUUUGGUUGCUGCAUUUUAAACACAAAAAUCAGUGGAGUUUGGGGCACAAACGGCAGAGUCGUAUCUGGAAUGCAUAAAACGUCGAGCUUCAUGCAAAAAGGAGGGUCAAGUUUAAAGCCACAGCGCUCUGCCUUUUCACUGCAGGGAAGGAAGCAACUCUGGCAGAAUCACUCAUUUGUUACUUAAUCAGCUUCUUUUACAGAAAUGGACUCUGAUGUAAGCAGCUUUUGAAUAUCUGGCAUUAGACCCAUUGAUGCUGUGUUGUAUUCGCUGUAAAGGUCAAUUUGCUUCCUUCUAAAGAACCCUUCUCCUUUUGAAUGAAGCGUUUUAAACGAAGCUCUUGAAGCAGAAUUUUCCCUUCACAGAUUCUUCUCAAGCUCUAAAGUAAGACCAUUAAAAGUUAAAUAAGUGUAAUUGUGCUGCCUCGCUGGGGACAUUUUGUUUGUUACCUCAAUUUAAUUUCAAGUUAUUCUUUAAGGCUGCCACCAUUACGCCAACAGAUGGCUGGGUCUGUUAUGUUGAGUACUGGUAGUUUAGCUUAUAGGCUUUAAAGUUAAUUUGUAGUUUCCUUUUACUGUUAUGCUUGUCCCUCACCAUGUGUUGUGAGCAGAGGCUGGCCUGAGGAGGCUGCUCUCUGCAGCAGUAUUUCGUCUUGUCCUUGGUCGCUGCUAUUUCGGGCAGGUUGUUGUUUUUUUUUUUUUUUCUUCCUGUUUUUAUCACUCAGAGAAUGUAAAGGUGGCUAAGAGAGGAGACUAUCUAAAUGAGACUGAUCGUUCAAGAUCUCUUAACAUGAUGGAUUUAGAUGUAAAGCGUUAAGAGUGAUUGUUCGCUAUAACAUUUGACUAUAUGCUUGACAUUCUGUGUGUGUUCUUCAGGAGGGAAACUGUUCUGAACAUCCACAGUUUGAUUUGGUUGAUUAAGAUCAGCUCUUUUAGAUUUACCACACAUUGGCAUACAUUUUCCACCACUAUUCUUUAUAUUAUUUAUAAAACUUUUCAGAUUUUUUUUGCAGUGACUCUGAAGCUGUUAGGCAGCCUUAUUGAGAGCUUGAGGUUGGUAAGAAACAUCAAACUUUUCCUGGUUAAAGUCUUAUUUCAUAAAAGCAUUUUCUUCCUUUUUAGCCUGGAAAUUCAACAUUUGAGGGAGACAAAAAGGAUGCAUAAUUUGAUUUUAUUCUUUCAUGCUCUGCCUGACAAUGUUGCAGCUGGUGUAUGAUCUUAGCUGGUUUUGCAGCUGCUCUCUGCCUCUUCACUAUGUUAGUGGUGCAAGUCUCUUUCAUGGAUCUGCUAAAUCGACCAAUACAGGCAUGUCCCAAACCAGUAAAACGAAUACUUCGGAAUUUUUUUCAGUUAUUUUAUCACUGCGGUUUGACAUUUAAACUAACACCCACAUUCUCUAUGACUUAAGAAUUAAUGGAGUUAAGGUGGAUCACCUGCCAUGAUUCAUGGCUCCUUUCUACAUCUGUUGCACUGUGGAGAAGCUAAUCCAAAACCAUCGCUUGCUGCACACUAACUGAUUUAUUGAUCUGUACUAACAUUUAAACAAGUAUGUUGAUUUUAUCAACAUAUACUGUCUUAUAAUUCCCUAAAUUGGUUGCAGCUUGAGCCGCGCCGUAUAUCAGUGUCUGUAAUACUGCAUUUGCACAGGACUGCUAAGAUCCAGUAGUUGUCAGGAUAUUAUAUUUCAAGUGCCAUGCAUUCAAAUUGUGCAUGCCAGUAAUAUAUAUUUAGCCUUUUUAUUUGACUGCACUCUAUAUUCACAUUUUCAUGUUUAUUUUUAUUGGCAGAGAUGCAAAAGCUCCCAUUGGUGGGGAAGUUGUGAUAAAAUAAAAGCAAAAAUAAAUGUGCCAAGUCCAUCAGAUUCUCCGAGUAAGUUUAGUGAAUACUUAAAGGCUUUUUUCCUAAAGUCUUUAGAUUUAUACACAGUGCAGACACAAGUAUUUGUUUUCCAGUGGGGAAAAAAUGCUUCAAGGUUCGUCCUGUUGAGAGUUUUACUUCUCAAAGAAGAAAAAUAAAGCUCAAGACUUCUCGGUUGACCUGUAUUGUAAAUCGUUUAGUUUAUUUAAUAAAAGCAAUUAUGGAAUGUUUAAAGAAAGACUGAGUAAAACACAGCCAAUUUGAAUUGUAGAUAUUUAAAAGCAGAGGGUGCAUAAUUUGUGUUAGCAAAGCAGCUUUCAGAACAUACAGUAGAAAGCUGGUUUUCAGUAGGAGUCAUUGAUUUACAGGCAAAAAGUGCUGGAGUACAGCAUUUUCUAUAUCAGGGCUUCGGUUGUGUUGUGUGUGCAUUACCUGCCUCAGUCCACACUCUGUCCCCUCGCUUUCAGAGAAACAAAGAUAUAUGUCCCCAUCUCCAGUAUUCCCAUUUACUUUUAUUUCACGCUCGAGCUGCUGCAAUAUUGGAGAGAGAGUCCACAAGUCCUAAAGCCCCCCAAAUCUCUCCCUAGGUCCAAGUGAAAGCUCCUCGUCCAAGCGUGUUUAGUGGAGAGACAGUUGUUUCGAUUGAUUGCUUUGAGGAAUUUCUGCCUUAGAAUCAUAUUUCUUAAAAAGUACUGAUGUUGGCCCAGAAGAAGUAGUUUGAGUGGAGCGCUAAUCAAGGGUCUUUACAUGGAGAUUAUCACGUGAAGACCACUGACAGAAGAAGUAUAACUAACUUUAGGAACUGAAUUUACUUCCAACAUUUAACAUUCAAUUAAAGCAUCAGUACAGGAUGUUCUGACAUGCGUGACAUAAACAAGUCAAAAGUAUUAUUUAGUCCAUCAAACUUUAUAUUGCUAGUUAUGAACAUUCAUACAAUGCUGUAAAGACAAAGUGCUUUACAAGAUUAAUAACAAAUUUAUCCCCAAACAAACUAACAAAACGGUUUAAAAGAUUAAGUUAAAAUGGAGGAAAGCAUGUUAAAUUUCAGUCAAAAUAACGAUUGUUACAGACAAAUCAUCAGUUUUUCACCACAUAGCUACACUGAAGAAAUGGCGAAUUGGAUUUAAAAAAAAUUAUAUUCAAAUAAAAAUUUGAAACAUUUAAUAAAUACAACGGGUUCAUAAAACAAAAGUACAGUGCAUUAGCAAGUAUAACUAAAAAGCACAAGUCAUUUGUAAGACAGAUGUUACCGUUAUUGUUUAAUUAAAUUUAAAUAUAUAGCAUGCUCUGUUGGUGUAGGGUUAAGGCGCGACCCAUGUACAGAGGACGAAGGACGAAGGACAAAGACCUCGACGACUUUCUCACACAACCCUCUGUCCUGUCGCUUCACCAUCAAAUAAAGGCCACCAGAUCAAAAAAAAUAAAAAAAUAAAAAAA
Molecule: messenger RNA, 5303 nt
Organism: Poecilia latipinna (sailfin molly)
Lineage: Eukaryota; Metazoa; Chordata; Actinopteri; Cyprinodontiformes; Poeciliidae
Gene: mib1
Product: MIB E3 ubiquitin protein ligase 1
Exons: 12
Coding region: 54-1952 (632 amino acids)
Biological process (GO): Notch signaling pathway; endocytosis; protein ubiquitination
Cellular component (GO): cytoplasm
Molecular function (GO): ubiquitin-protein transferase activity; protein binding; zinc ion binding
Source: RefSeq, a predicted model, not a curated record